CAAAGGUAUACCCAUGUCUCGGUGUCAUCGCCAACUUUGAGAAGAUGAUAACUUUAAACUUACCGAUACUCCUCAGCGCUAUCAGCGGGUGUUUACUGCAGCUUGUACAGGGACAGGCUGCCGGCUAUGCACAAUGUGGUGGACCAGAAUACACCGGGCCUACUACUUGUGUGGCUGGAUAUAGUUGCAAGGUUCAGAACCCCUUCUACUCGCAAUGUGUACCAUCAAGUGAGAUUGUGUCGUCUGUGAAGUCGUCUGCAACGCUGGUCACAUCAGCCAGGUCGAGCAGUGUUUCCUCAAAACCUGUAUCAGCCGCUCCCACAACAAGCCCUUCGGGUACCUCUGGUGUCAAAUGCACCGGGACAUUCAGUCCAAUUUCAGCAUCAAGCUUCGUCGCCGCUCUCAACCCAGGAUGGAACCUCGGAAACACUCUAGACGCGAUACCAGACGAGACAAGCUGGGGUAACCCAGCAGUAGUAGCUGCGACAUUCGACGACAUUAAAGCCCAAGGCUUCAAGAGCGUUCGUCUACCAGUAACGUGGGCCUACCACUUCGCCGGCGCCGUAAACACCGGCACAUCCCCCGACUGGACCAUCCAACCCACCUGGCUCCAACGCGUCUCGGACGUCAUCGACAUGAUCACUGCGCGCGGCCUCUACGUGAUCGUCAACGUGCACCACGACUCAUGGAUCUGGGCCGACGUCACACAGGAAAACGCCAACUACACCAUGAUCGAGGAGAAGUUCUACCGGAUCUGGUACCAGGCAGCCCAGAAGCUGGCCUGUAAGUCUUCACUUGUCGCGUUCGAGCCGAUCAAUGAACCACCUGUCAAUACUGCGGCAGACGGGGCGCGGAUAAAUACGUUCAACGAGCUGUUCUUGAGGGCGAUUAACGCGGUUGGUGGGUUCAAUGCUCAGCGUGUGGUUACGCUGGUUGGUGGUGCGGAAGAUUCGGUGAAGACGAGCCAGUGGUUCGUGAGGCCGAAUGCUUCCUAUACCAACCCCUGGGCUAUACAAUACCACUACUACUCUCCAUACGACUACGUCUUCUCCGCCUGGGGCAAAACAACCUGGGGCUCCGCCGCCGACAAAGCCGCCCUCGAGACCGACAUCGCCCUCAUCCGCUCCAACUUCACCGACGUGCCCCUCCUCAUCGGCGAAUGGGCAAUCUCGCCCGUGCAGACCGAGCCCGCCGCGCGCUGGCGCUACUGGGAUUUCCUGAUCCGCACCGCGGCAAAGUACAACACUGCGACCAUAUACUGGGACAACGGCAACGACAAUUACAACCGCAACACUCGGGUCUGGCGGGACAAAACGGCGGCCGAUAUCCUGAUUAGUGCAGCGAAGGGGGCGAGUAAUAGUUUGCCGGAUGGGACGACGGAUGCGUCUGCGUCUGAGCAGUCGAGUAGUGCGUAUGUGUGGCUCAGGAAGGGCGAGGCUGCUGCGGCGCAGAGCGUGCCGUUCUUGCUUAAUGGGAAUACGUUCAAGAGUGUGUCUGACGGUGCGGCUGUGCUCAAGCUGGGCUCAGAUUACACGGUCUCUGGCUCGAAUAUCACGUUCAGCGCGGCGUAUCUAGCCCCUUUUGCCACGGACACAGCAGGUAUCAAGGCAAACCUCACAAUUACCUUCUCUGCGGGUGCUCCAUUGGCCCUCCAAAUCGUGUCCUGGGCCCCGCCGACCCUGUCUUCCUCGAGUUCGAAAGCAAUAGCCGGAUCCGAUCUCGUUAUACAUGUCACUUACAACGGCAUCCACAAGCCCGCGACCGUGCGUGCGCUAAAGGCGGACGGUACGUAUCUCGUCGACGACUGGACGGUGUAUCUGCCUGUGCUGCAGCAAGCUAGGACGACGUUCGGGAGUCAGUGGCGCUGGGACUGGAAUCAGGAGAGCGUGACGAUCACUAGCAGCGCGGUCGACGCGGUGAUUGCGGGUGGGCAGAGUGUGCAAUUCAUGAUCGAGGCAUGGCCGCGGGUCAGUGGGAAUAACGUGAACUACACGCUGACGGUAUAGGACUUUAUGCAACAAGCUCUAUAUACAUACACG
Messenger RNA from Pseudovirgaria hyperparasitica, 2039 nucleotides. RefSeq names its product glycoside hydrolase. Gene Ontology annotation, cellular component: extracellular region; cell surface. Gene Ontology annotation, biological process: glucan catabolic process. The transcript is spliced from 6 exons. Gene Ontology annotation, molecular function: cellulose binding; beta-glucosidase activity. The record is from RefSeq and is a predicted model, not a curated record. Lineage: Eukaryota; Fungi; Ascomycota; Dothideomycetes; Acrospermales; Acrospermaceae. The coding region runs from base 45 to 2006 and encodes 653 amino acids.